Messenger RNA from Effrenium voratum, 690 nucleotides. Lineage: Eukaryota; Dinophyceae; Suessiales; Symbiodiniaceae. The record is from the annotation of a GenBank genome assembly.
UAGCUGAUGUUAUCUAGGGGCGACGUCAGCGCACCAUGAGCUGGAAAGUUGGCUGGGGCGAGCCUCUGAAUGCGGAGCAUGCGAUUGCCUCUGUGUGCCACCGGAGAUUAGAUCCGCUGAGUUUGGUGCAGUUGCAGGAGGUGCUGACGGGUCGCUGGCAGACCCAACAUCCGCGGACCUGGAGCACGCGAUCCACUGGCGCGGCGGUAUCCUUGACACCGCUGGCUCCCUGGACGCCGUCUCAUUCAAACCUCGAGACCUCCUCGUUUGGUCUGCCGGACGUGCGUGAGGCCACCCGCACGCCGGGAGGGAGGCUUCGAACAGAGCUGCCGGCAUUGCCAGGCGUGGAGCCGAUGUCGUCACCUUCGGCAAGUAAACAUGCGUUCCGGAACGCAACCAGUGCGUUCCGGACGGAAUUGAAAGGUUCUGCAUCGGUACCAGACUUGGCAGGGCACGAUGCACCCAGAGCAUUGGGACUUUCAACAGAGGUCCGCAGUUUUCUCCGCUCUCGGCAGUCAAGCAAACCUCAUCGCUCUGGCUUGUCUUCGGAAGCAGCAUCUGGUGGGACUUCUCGCUGGAUUCCAGAUUUGCAGUAGUGACAGCUGAGACGCGCGCUUUGGUGGCAGAGUGUGAGAGCUUCUGUUUGCCACAGUUUCACUAGAGGAACAUCGAGAGGAUGUACCCAAGCAC